AUGGUCUCUACUAUGAUGAGUGUUAUUGGGUUACUUGUUUUCAUGACUGUAUGCAGCAGAUUAGAUGCAGCUAGUAUCAAAGAUCGAUGUCCUUUGCCAUCAAACUUGAAGAAUAAUUAUGAUUACGACUGGAAAUCAAAAUCACACGAAUGGCAAAAUACCAAAGCUAUGCCCACUUUUCUUCAACUUGUUCUUUCUUGGACACAAACAUUUUGUGAAUCUCUUCCUCAGUAUGCUCAGAAUACAGAAUUUCAAUGUCGUAACCGUAAACACUUUGGUUUGGUUGUCCAUGGUUUAUGGCCACAAGCUUCAAAAGCAAAUUCUGUUCGAGCACAUCCUCGUAAUUGUCGAAAUGAAAAACAACUGAAUGCAACACUGGUCAAACGAUAUUACUGUAUGAUGCCUGAUGAAGAUCUUAUCCAAUCGCAAUGGGAAAAACACGGUACUUGCUAUUUUAAAACAGCAACUGAGUAUUACCAAACAAUUGAGAACUUGUAUGGUUCAUUGAAUAUUCCUGACAUUGCGUCAAUGAAGAAUGUUACAGCAGCAAAUAUUAAAAGUACAUUUUUGACAUUGAAUCCCACAUUAUUCGCAUCAGCUAUUCAAGUGUCAAUGGAUUAUGAAAAUCGCUUGAAAGAAAUCAAGAUAUGUUACGAUUUAAAACAAAAAUUUGUUCGCUGUUCUCUGUAG
Messenger RNA from Adineta ricciae, 690 nucleotides. Lineage: Eukaryota; Metazoa; Rotifera; Eurotatoria; Adinetida; Adinetidae. The record is from the annotation of a GenBank genome assembly.